Aspergillus lentulus is the source of this 420-nucleotide messenger RNA. Lineage: Eukaryota; Fungi; Ascomycota; Eurotiomycetes; Eurotiales; Aspergillaceae. The record is from RefSeq and is a predicted model, not a curated record.
AUGGGUCUCCAUCUUCUUCACGAUACACAUGCUCUCGAUUCCUCCGCAGACCCAGGCUCAAUCUCCAAUUUACUGCCUCGUGCAAUUCUUCAACAAUGGAUGCGACAAUCGCAUACCGAAGCGGAUCAGGAUCUCCCGGGUCUGCUCGUAAUGAUCAGCGAGGUGGAGCUCAUAGAGCCGGUAAAUCGAGCGCAGGGGCGUAUCGCGCAUGCGCCAGAUAGGAAUAGCGCGGAGAUUAUGGAUAUCGUCAAAAUGAGAUGUGAUGAUGCCGGUCUCGUUCUUCUUAUCUUCGAUAAGCUCACGGAGAGAAAAUGGACCGGGGAUUGGGAAGGACCAGGACGGAUAGGGGAUGAACAUGCGCAGGAGCGUGAGCAGGGGAUACUUGUUCUGAUGACUGAGGCGGAUGCGACUACCACGUAG